Messenger RNA from Oncorhynchus gorbuscha (pink salmon), 3896 nucleotides. RefSeq names its product bestrophin 1 (gene best1). Lineage: Eukaryota; Metazoa; Chordata; Actinopteri; Salmoniformes; Salmonidae. Bases 57 to 2360 code for a protein of 767 amino acids. The record is from RefSeq and is a predicted model, not a curated record. Gene Ontology annotation, molecular function: chloride channel activity. The transcript is spliced from 9 exons.
UCUCCAUCCAGCUCUCCAUCCAGCCAGCCAGCCAGCCUGGCCAGGGAAGGGUAGUGAUGACGGUGACAUACUCGCGGAGGGUUGCUGACGCGGGGCUAGGGACCUUCUCUCAUCUGCUCCUCCGAUGGAAGGGGAGCAUCUACAAGCUGCUGUGGAGAGAACUGAUCAUCUUCACCACACUGUACUACUCCUUCAGCAUCAUCUACAGGUUUGUGUUGAAUGAGGGCCAGAAGAGGCUGUUUGAGAAGCUGGCCAUCUACUGUGACCGUUACGCAGAACUCAUCCCUGUGUCCUUCGUAUUGGGUUUUUAUGUGACCCUGGUGGUUUCUCGGUGGUGGGGUCAGUUUGAGAGUGUUCCCUGGCCGGACCGGUUGGGUGCGCUGGUGGGCGCUCACGUCCGUGGUACCGAUGAGAUCGCCAGGCUGACCCGCCGAACCCUGAUGCGGUAUGCCAACCUGUCCGGCGUGCUCAUCUACCGAUCGGUCAGCACGGCGGUCUACAAGAGGUUCCCCACCAUGAACCACCUGGUGCAGGCAGGCCUGAUGACAGUGGAGGAACAUAGGCAGUUGGAGGAGUUGCCCUCACCUCAUAACAAGUUCUGGGUUCCUUGUAUGUGGUUUGUUAACCUGGCACUGAGGGCCCGCACCGAGGGACGCAUCAACAAUGAUGUGGCGCUGUCAGCCAUUCUCAAUGAAUUAAAUACAUUGCGGACACAGUGUAUGAAGCUAUACAGUUAUGAUUGGAUCAGCCUACCCCUUGUGUACACCCAGGUGGUGACAGUGGCGGUCUACAGUUUCUUCCUGGCGUGUCUGAUUGGUCGACAGUUCUUAGACCCCGCCCAGGGCUACGCUGGUCAUGACAUCGACUUCUACCUGCCUGUCUUCACCCUGCUACAGUUCUUCUUCUACGUGGGCUGGCUCAAGGUGGCAGAACAACUGAUAAACCCAUUUGGGGAAGACGACGAUGACUUUGAAACCAACUAUCUGGUUGAUCGUAAUCUACAGGUGUCCCUGCUGUCUGUGGAUGAGAUGUACGACACUAUCCCAUUGGUCGAGAGGGAUAAGUACUGGAACGAAUCAGAGCCCCAGCCUCCGUACACUGCAGCCAGCGCGGAGCAUCGCAAACCUUCCUUCAUGGGCUCUGCUCUAGACAUCAGUGUCCCCAAAGAGGAGAUGGAGUUCCAGUCCAACCUGGAGCAGAUCAAGGAGCAUGAGGAGGCCAACCACUCUACUCCUCUCCUGGGGGGUCUGAGUCGCCUCCUGGGGGUUCAGUCCCCCGUCUUCCCCCGCUCCUCCACCUCCUCCCGGGUUUCUCUCCUGCGCCGGCGCCCAGGGGCUCCAUUCAGCCGCUUCCCCCUCUUCCUGCACUCCGAGGGGGACUCCUCAACGCCGAGCCACGGCCCUGGUCCCAGCCACCCGGACUACGCCUUCUCCUCCAUGCCCCUGUAUGAGAGGUCCGGCUUCUAUAGCUGUCCCCAGACCCCCAUCCACUGUGUUCCCCCCGCUAUGCCUCGUCCACGGCCCACCCGAGGAACUUACGCCUGGGAUCGCAGCUCCAGCUCGCUGGCUCCUCCGAUGGUUGGCUCUGGAGGUCUGCUGCCCCCUGAUACUCCAGGUCAUAUGCUCCCUCCACCCUCCUCUGCCUUCCCCUGGCUGAGUGAGGAGGGAGAGGGUCCUUGUGUUCCAGCCUUCUCCUUUCCUGACCCUGGCAACCUUCCGGAACUCUGCCCCAUAUCAAAGCUCCGGCCCGGGCAAGGCCUGCUGUCUCGACGGCCUCCACCUCCACGCCUCUCUCCACGCCUCUCUCUGGAUAACACACCGUUGGCCGAGGGCCUGCAGCCUGGACCCAUCAGCCCACGGGGAGUGGGAGGUGGAGGUGGGGAGCGGGUGUUCUCCUUUACCCCUCCCUCUCGCACCCCAGCUACCAAUCCCAACAGCUCCUCCUCUAGUAUCAAUGCCACCAGCACUAUCAACACCACCAACCCUAACACCACUACUCCAGCCAACGUCUUGAGUGGUACCAACACCACUUCUACAACAAACUUCUGCAAUGGUACCAACUCCAACACCACUACUACGUCUAACGUCUGCAAUGGUACCAACCCCAACACCUUUUGUAACCAUGCCAACUUCAACAGCACAAGAGCAGCAGGUAUCAACAGUGGAACCAAUGGUGGUCCAAGCAACAACGUCGUGAACACCAUUUCCAUUUCUGGAUCCUCUCAGCAAGAAGCCAAUCAGCAUCAAAACUCGCCAAAUGAUUCAGGGAUUUCUUUGGCUGAGGGGGGCCCUCACUGGCUGGGAGCUCUGGUAAUGGAUAGUGGGAUGAACAAGGCCCCUGGGGGGCGGGAGCAGGACUGAAGAAGGAGGGAGAUGAUUGGACAAGGCCCCUGGGGGAUGGGAGCGUGGUUGGACAGACUCAGAAGUAGUGUAAACCUACACCGUAUGCACAUCUUUCUUUCAGACUGAAGGGUUCCAUCCAUCUGGCCAGUGGUAGUCUUUCUAGGCCAUCCAUCUGGCCAGUGGUAGUCUUUCUAGGCCAUCCAUCUGGCCAGUGGUAGUCUUUCUAGGCCAUCCAUCUGGCCAGUGGUAGUCUUUCUAGGCCAUCCAUCUGGCCAGUGGUAGUCUUUCUAGGCCAUCCAUCUGACCAGUGGUAGUCUUUCUAGGCCAUCCAUCUGACCAGUGGUAGUCUUUCUAGGCCAUCCAUCUGGCCAGUGGUAGUCUUUCUAGGCCAUCCAUCUGACCAGUGGUAGUCUUUCUAGGCCAUCCAUCUGACCAGUGGUAGUCUUUCUAGGCCAUCCAUCUGACCAGUGGUAGUCUUUCUAGGCCAUCCAUCUGACCAGUGGUAGUCUUUCUAGGCCAUCCAUCUGACCAGUGGUAGUCUUGCGAAGCCUGGAUGUCCAAGGCUAGACCAGCGUAGAGGCUGCUUCUGAAAUGUUUAUUGGAAUCCCACAGAGUGGAGAGGUUGGUAAUAUGACAUUUCUUCUUCAUGCUAUUCCAGCUAGUAAACCAGUACGAAAUCUACUGAAGAAAGACUCCUUUGUUUGCUGAAUCUCAUGAGGCCUACGUACUGGAGGCCUACGUACUGGAGGCCUACGUACUGGAGGCCUACGUACUGGAGGCCUACGGACUGGAGGCCUACGGACUGGAGGCCUACGGACUGGAGGCCUACGUACUGCAGGCCUACGGACUGGAGGCCUACUUGAACUACUGAAGAAUCUCUAUAUCAAUCAUCAACCCCUUUUAGAAAAGAUUGACUGAUAACAUUCUGGUAAGAGGUGCUAAGUACCUCAGCCGUCAAUAUCUCCGGUGUGUUUCUCCUAGGGUUGCCAGAUUCGGGUAAUUAUUAUUAUUAACAUUGUCAGAAAUCACAGUUGGAGGAUUCCUGGAUUUCCUGAUUUCCUUAUUCUCUCCUGAUUCCAGGAUCCUUCUAACCAGGAUUCCUGGAUUUCCUGAUUUCCUUAUUCUCUCCUGAUUCCAGGAUCCUUCUAACCAGGAUUCCUGGAUUUCCUGAUUUCCUUAUUCUCUCCUGAUUCCAGGAUCCUUCCAACCAGGAUAUCUGGAAAAUUUUAUUUGUCACGUGCACCAAAUACAACAGACUUUUCCGUGAAAUGCUUUACUGACGAGCCUUUAACCAACAAUGCAGUUUUUAAAAAGUAAGUAAGUAUGAACGAUUUGCUCAGUAAACUAAAGGAAAAAUAGUAACACAAUAAAAUAACAUUAACGAGGCUACAUACUAGGGGUACCGGUACCGAUGUGCAGGUAGUCGAGGUUAAUUGAGGAGGAUACACUGCAUUCGGAAAGUAUUCAGAUCCCUUGACUUUUUCCACAUUUUGUUACUUUACAGCCUUAUACUAAAAUUUAUUAAAUAAAUACAAAAACUCAGCAAUCUACACA